GGUGGGACAGACUUCUCGCGGACCCACCAUGUUUCUGGUUCUGGUCGUGACGCCGGAACUCAGGGAGUUCUUGGCCAGGGCAAGGGGUGGAGCUGUCCGCCUCAUCCAGGUGCAGAUCCAGAACGAGCAGUUGGUGCUUGGGGCAUUCAGAGAGGUGAAACAGAGCUGGGACCAGGACUAUGACCACUUCCUACUUCCUCUACUGGAUGACCACGAGCCAUGCUACGUCCUGUACCGCCUUGACUCCCAGAAUGCACAAGGAUAUGAGUGGAUCUUCAUCUCCUGGUCCCCUGACCAGUCUCCAGUGAGACAGAAAAUGCUGUAUGCUGCCACCCGUGCCACAGUGAAGAAAGAGUUUGGUGGCGGUCAUGUGAAGGACGAGAUGUUUGGCACGGUGGAGGAGGACAUCUGUCUGGAGGGGUACCGGCGCCAUGUGUCGUCUAGCUCCGGCCCUGCCCCGCUCACAGCUGCCGAACAGGAGCUGCAGAGAAUCAAAAUCAAUGAGGGCAGGGUGAAGCAGGUGAAAAUGGAGAUCAGCGUGGAGAGUAAACAGCAAAACCUACAAGGCCUUGCUUUCCCCCUGCAAGAGACAGCCAAACGGGCUCUGAAACAACUUGCACAGAAACACGUCAACUACAUACAGCUGAAAUUGGACACAGAGAAAGAGACAAUAGAACUGGUCCAUUCUGAACCAACAGAAACCAGUGGGCUGCCUUGCAGAGUCCCAACGGAUACACCCAGAUACCACUUCUUCCUGUAUAAACAUUACCAUGAAGGAGACUACUUGGAAUCUGUGGUGUUCAUCUACUCCAUGCCAGGGUACACCGUUAGCAUUAAAGAGCGGAUGCUGUACUCUAGUUGUAAGAUUCGACUGCUUGAUGAGGUGGAGAAAGAUUACCACCUGGAGGUUGCCAAGAAGAUUGAGAUCGACAAUGGGGAUGAGUUGACAGAGGAGUUCCUGUACAGUGAGGUCCAUCCUAAGCAGCACGCCUUCAAACAGGCCUUUGCCAAACCUCGUGGCCCCGCAGGAAAAAGAGGUAGCAAGCGUCUCAUCAAAGAUCCAGCGACUGGGGAGAGAAGGCCGGAGACCUAGAGAGGACAGAGCUUGGUCAUCUCCCUGCCACUAGCCAGCCCCCAGCCCUGAAUCCUCCCUCUAUCCCCACGCCCUCUAUUGCCAUGCCCUCUAUCGCUACGCCCUCUAUUGCCACGCCCUCUAUCGCCACGCCCUCUGGCAGCUAGUUUGGCAAUGAGGAAGUGACAGGAGGAGAACAUGCUCCUGGCAUUUUUAUUUUCACAUCCUUUGCUUGUGUUUUAACAGUUUGUCGUUAAUGUACGUGCCUUUCAUGAGCACCAUCUAUAAGAUAAACUUAAAUUAAUUUGUCUUUUCUCUUUUCAUGUCACUCUAAAACACAAACUCUAACACACUGACACAUGCAGGCACACAUUUACUGACAAACAUGAAAGGCCCAUGGGUCGUAUUAAAGAUACCUCUGCCAAGUUUCCCUAAAGUGUUGUCCAUACCAUGCUCGUCACCACUAAAUAUUUUGUUUCAAAUAUGUUUGUAAAAAAAAGCUAAUAUGAAUGAGAGGAAUUCUGAAUAAAAUAAAAUGUGUUAUAAUGUGUUGUAGAAAAAAUGUCUAAAAGACUGUUUGUUAUAGACGUGUUUGUUCAGUGGGUGAAGGUGUGGUAUAGUAACCCCAGAUGUAGAAUUAUAAAUAAUGAGGU
Messenger RNA from Esox lucius (northern pike), 1725 nucleotides. RefSeq names its product twinfilin-2. Gene Ontology annotation, molecular function: actin filament binding; actin monomer binding. Bases 29 to 1093 code for a protein of 354 amino acids. Gene Ontology annotation, cellular component: cytoplasm; myofibril; actin filament. The transcript is spliced from 9 exons. NCBI's taxonomy places the organism in Eukaryota, Metazoa, Chordata, Actinopteri, Esociformes, Esocidae. The record is from RefSeq and is a predicted model, not a curated record. Gene Ontology annotation, biological process: regulation of lamellipodium assembly; barbed-end actin filament capping; positive regulation of neuron projection development.